AUGAUCAUGGGGUCCAGCUUUGAGGAGCUGAGCAGGAACGGGUCUGACUGCAGUGAGGAGGUAGAGAUCAUAGUCAAUGUUGGAGGCAUCAGGCAAAUCCUCUAUGGAGACAUCCUAAACAGGUACCCAGAAACCAGACUGGCAGAGCUGGUCAACUGCUUGGCUGGAGGUUAUGAUGCUAUCUUCUCUUUAUGUGAUGACUAUGACCCUGGGAAGAGGGAAUUUUACUUUGACAGAGACCCUGAUGCCUUCAAAUGUAUAAUGGAGGUGUACUACUAUGGAGAGGUCCACAUGAAGAAGGGGAUAUGUCCCAUUUGUUUUAAGAACGAGAUGGAGUUCUGGAAAGUAGACUUGACCUUUCUGGAUGAGUGCUGUAAGAGCCAUCUAAGUGAGAAGAAGGAGGAACUGGAGGAGAUAGCUAGGAGGGUGCAGACCAUCCUGGAUGACCUAGGAGUUGACACCACUGAGAGCCGCUGGAAGAGGUUUCAGAAAUAUGUCUGGAAGUUCAUGGAGAAACCAGAAUCCUCUUUUCCUGCCAGGGUCACAGCUGUGCUGUCCUUCCUCUUCAUCUUGACCUCAUCAGUGGUGAGUGUGUAGGGACUAUUCCUGAAAUGCAGGUGGAAGAUGCAGAAGGGAACCAUGUAGAGCACCCUGUUCUAGACAACAUAGAGACAGCAUGCAUUGGCUGGUUUACCCUGGAAUAUCUUCUUAGACUCAUGUCUUCCCCCAACAAGUUACACUUUACAUUUUCCUUCAUGAAUAUCAUUGACGUGCUGGCCAUCCUUCCAUUCUAUGUCAGCCUUACCCUGACCCAUCUAGGGGCACGUAUGAUGGAGUUGACGAAUGUCCAGCAGGCUGUCCAAGCCCUCAGGAUCAUGAGGAUUGCCAGGAUUUUUAAGCUGGCCCGGCAUUCCUCUGGGCUGCAGACCCUAACCUAUGCCCUCAAGAGCAGUUUUAAGGAGUUGGGUCUACUCUUGAUGUACCUUGCAGUGGGGAUCUUUGUCUUUUCAGCUCUGGGGUACACUAUGGAACAGAGUCAUCCAGAUACCUUGUUUAAAAGCAUCCCUCAGUCUUUCUGGUGGGCCAUCAUCACCAUGACCACAGUGGGCUAUGGUGACAUAUACCCCAAAACCACUCUUGGCAAACUAAAUGCAGCCACAAGUUUUCUUUGUGGAGUAAUUGCUAUUGCCCUGCCAAUUCACCCUAUUAUCAACAAUUUUGUGAAGUAUUAUAACAAACAGAGGGUUUUAGAGACCGCCACCAAGCAUGAAUUAGAGCUGAUGGAACUUCACUCUGGAGGUCGUGACCUCAGAGGGUUCAGACGUGACACUGGAGGUUCUGAGGACAUGUAUAUGUGGAGCCACCUUAAGGCCUCUCAUAGUGAUACAUUCAUCCCUGCCUUAUCAAAGGAGAAACAUCACAGAACAAGACUUCAGAGCUGCAAGUAA
Staurois parvus is the source of this 1448-nucleotide messenger RNA. The record is from the annotation of a GenBank genome assembly. NCBI's taxonomy places the organism in Eukaryota, Metazoa, Chordata, Amphibia, Anura, Ranidae.